UGCUCUGUUUCACUGCAUUUUUUUUCUUCAGCUGUAAGAGAAAGGCUUGGUGAGCCCGGCUUAAACUGAACAAUACUCCUGUGGGCUGAAUGCAACUUAGGAGGACAGAGCAGCGACAAACAAAGCGACACACACACGCAAUCGAUUCAGAAACAGAUGAUAGAGGAAAAUGUGAAGAUCUUUAGUUGUCACAGUGUUGGAGUAGUCAACAGUAACCGGGAAAGAUGGCGAGGACACAACAGGCUCGCAUGUUUCUAGCCUUGGCUUUGCUGGGAAUUUUCUUUCUCGAUGUCUCGGUGAAAGGAGAGCUGCAGGGAGAGCAACAGGAGGAGGAGAGGUCUUGUCAGGGCGCCUUCGACCUCUAUUUUGUCCUGGAUAAAUCUGGAAGCGUGAAGAAUCAUUGGCUAGAGAUUUAUUCCUUUGUGGAGCAGCUGGCAGAGAAGUUUAUUAGCCCCAUGCUGAGAAUGUCCUUCAUAGUCUUCUCCACACGAGGAAACGUCAUCAUGAAACUGACUGAGAACAGGGAGGCCAUCACUGGAGGCUUAAUGGCUCUGAGAAAGGUUAUCCCUGGAGGCGACACCUUUAUGAACUUAGGCCUGGAGAUGGCUAAUGAGCAGAUAUAUCGAGAGAAAUAUGGGACAGCAAGUGUUAUCAUUGCUCUGACUGAUGGAGAACUGAAUGAGUGGCAGUUUGAUACAGCUCAGCGGGAGGCGCAGAGAGCCAGGUCUAUGGGAGCCAUUGUUUACUGUGUAGGAGUCAAAGAAUUCAACCAGACCCAGCUUGCAACAAUUGCAGAUACUUUGGAACAUGUGUUUCCUGUAUGGGGAGGCUUCCAAGCACUCAGGGGAAUUAUUGACUCGAUCAUCAAGAAGUCCUGUAUUGAGAUUCUAGCAGCAGAGCCGUCCACUGUGUGUGCAGGAGAGAGUUUCCAGGUGGUGGUGAGAGGUAAUGGUUUUCUCCAUGCCAGAAACAUUGACCAGGUUCUCUGCAGCUUCAAACUGAAUGAUACAUACACUGUGGAUGAGAGACCAAAUGGAAUAGAUGAUACCUUCCUGCUCUGUCCUGCUCCUGUUGUAGAGGAGGUGGGGCGGGUGAUCUACCUGCAGGUGAGCAUGAACCAGGGGCUCUCCUACAUCACCAGCUCUGUUCACAUUACUACUACUGAAUGCGUGAGUACAUCCUGCACCACCAACCUUAUUUUAAUAAACUUUCUUUUAACCUUCUUAUUUUGUCUUGGUUCUCUAGUCUUCUUCUUCUCUACUUCCUCUCUGAGGUCUCCUCUGUUGCAUCUGUCAUCAGAGGAGGCUUUUGAUGGCACCAUCGUGCUAAUAUCACUGCUGGUCGUGUUCUUGCUGUUGGCUCUGCUGCUGAUGUGGUGGUUCUGGCCUCUGUGCUGCACUGUGGUGAUUAAAGAACCUCCACCACCUCCUCCUCCAGAGCCAGACUCGGAUGAUGAUGAUGAUGGGAUGCCAAAGAAGAGGUGGCCCACAGUGGAUGCAUCCUACUAUGGAGGAAGAGGAGUGGGCGGCAUCAAACGCAUGGAGGUCCGAUGGGGGGAGAAGGGAUCCACUGAGGAGGGUGCUAAGUUGGACAAACCUAAAAACGCAGUUGUAAAGAUGCCAGAGCAGGAAUUUGAACCUUACGAGCCCAAACCUCGAAAACCACCCCGCCGCCCCCCACAGCAGAGGAGGUGGUACACACCCAUUAAGGGGAAGUUAGAUGCUCUGUGGGCUCUGUUCAGGAGAGGUUACGACCAGGUAUCUCUGAUGAGACCACAGCCUGGAGACCAGGGCCGCUGUAUUCAUUUCCAACGGGUCGAAGUUGGAGAGUCCACCCCAAACAACCAGGCUCCUCCUCGCACACAUCGCCCUCCCUCACCUCCUCCUCCUCCUGCUCCUCUUCUCACAGAACAGAGACCUUUGGUCUCAAACUCUGUCCCCCGAACAAAGCCUCCAUCAAGAGGGCCCCGCACCGCACCACCCUCUCGUGCACCCCCGUCCAUGGUCCAACCCCCUCCAGGUCCGGCCCCAACUCGGGUUCCCUUGGGGCCACCAGGGCCCCCGCCAUGUCGACCUCCACCCAGGCUCUGAUGCUAAAGGGGCCUCCUGAUAUAUCAACUCAUUCCAUUAAAAAAAAAGUUCUCCUUUUGCCCCAAAGAUCCAGAGACAGCACAGAGAUGCAGAAUCUUUUAAGCCGAGAGCUCUGAUUAAAGCUCUGGGCUUUGUUGCUGGACAGCAAAAAAAAUAUUUAUCAGCUACUGAGUUUCAACAAAGGUAACAUUUUUAUAAAAAUAAAUAAAUAAAAGAAAAAGACACAAUUGAAAAAUGAGCAGGUGGUUACUUGAUUAAGCCUGCAUGUAAAGUAUUAGAGGUCAUGAUGAUGUAAGUGGUAUGAGUAAGUGCAAUCCUGGAAACUCAAAGAGGAAAUUAUGUGUUGUUGAAUGUUACAGUAGCUUGUGUAGGGGUGGUGAUUAUUAGUACAUUUGUUUUCUUUGGGUUUGGAGAACAUAAUGUCGAGCGAGGACGUGGUGAAAGAUGAUAGUAAUGUUGAUUAUGACGGCUUUGUUUUUAAUUGUACAAUAUCCGAGGUUGCUACGAAUCAGACUGAUGCAUUGCUUACCCUUUCAACUAAAGAAACUUUUGUCUACAUUCUAGUUAAAAUUUAGUGUAAAAGUCCAGUGAUCUUAUUGCAACUGCAGGGCAGUUUGUCCAGAUUUAAUUUAUUUUAAUACAGGCCCUGUCUGCAUUUGUUUACUAUUUGGUAUCAGGUGGAUUCCUUGGUUUUCAAAUGUUUGACGGCGGUGGAUAAACCAUAAGGAAGCAUUGUGGCAUGGCACGGAUGCAUUUGUGAUCAUAUUAAAGUGAGUUUCAUCAGAAAUUUCAACCUUCAGGGCUCUCCUGUAUAUUUUUAUUUACUGACUGAAAUUAUCAUUUGCAUUAUUUCUUAACAACCUUUUGUG
Messenger RNA from Monopterus albus (swamp eel), 2959 nucleotides. It is a transcript of the gene antxr1d, whose product is annotated as ANTXR cell adhesion molecule 1d. The record is from RefSeq and is a predicted model, not a curated record. Gene Ontology annotation, molecular function: transmembrane signaling receptor activity. Lineage: Eukaryota; Metazoa; Chordata; Actinopteri; Synbranchiformes; Synbranchidae. The transcript has 18 exons. The coding region runs from base 225 to 2090 and encodes 621 amino acids. Gene Ontology annotation, cellular component: plasma membrane; cell surface.